GAAGCUUUUUAUGGGCGGACAUAGGUGUACAAAGGCCCUCUAGAAGCAUACCUAGAUGUUUUAAGGAUGAACACAGGCGGUUUAAGAGCGUACACAACCAUUUUUCGAUGCGAGUCAGUGUUCUGUUAGAAAACAACUCGAUUUAUCUGAAAAAUAUGAAUUUUAAGCUCUGACGUUCCGAAAAAGAGCAAAUAAAGAAUGAAUGCUAAACGAAGUUUUAUUAACAAGCUGUUGUCAGAAAAAACGAAUGCGCCCAGAUGUCUUCUGAAUAAUGUUUAAAAGAAAAGUGAUAGAUAUUUGCAGUCUUCACCAGUUGAAUGCCAAGACCUUACCGCAUUUUGUCAUGGCGAAAGUCAUUUUGAAAAUCUUUUUCUAAAGCAGAUUUUCCAGAGGAUCUUUAGAAAACAAUGUUAUUACUAAAAAGCUUAAAAUAGAAAUAUUUUGGUUUCUUUUCAUGGGUAAGUAGUGUAAAGUGUCCUCUUCAAAAUGAGAGUCAAGCGAGACCUUGAUUUUCACUGGUGCGGUCGUGGUAUCGGACUUCACUGCAGUCUCAUGACUGGCAUGAAAUAACUUGGGAUAGCCUUUAAAUCGCGUUGAAAAUGCGUAAUCGAUCAGGCUGAAUCUCAUGGCAAUGUUUGUUUUUAGGAAAGAGUUCAAAAAUCUGGUGAAAACUGAGGAUUGUUUUCACCUAAUAUUAAAAAAUUCACAAUCCACUAAAAACACAACAGAACGCGUUCAGAACUUCAGGGAAUGGCUGAAUUAGUCUGAUAAAUGUGAUUAUAUCAUCGGUAAAGUCGAAAACUAUAUUUUAGCCGAAACGUUUUUCAGAUAUCCUUUCGUAGGAACUAUCAAUGUUUGCAAACUUAUUUUUCUCGAUUUCUCAUAAAUACGAUAUAGAAUAGCAUAACUACUCUACAUUCUAAACUUUUGAACACGUUCUGUUGUAUUUUUAGUGGAUUGUGAAUUUUUUAAUAUUAGGUGGAAACAAUCCGAAAAACCCAGUUUUCACAUCAAUACAAGAACAUCUGGACGAUAUGGUAAAUAAGAUAGAAAAUAUUGAACAUCGACAAAGAUUCAAGGACUUUCUCCAAGAUUAUAGUCAUUUAUUUGAUACAUUCAAAAUCACAGUUGCAAAAACGGAAGUAUCUCAUGUUAUUAACACAAAACCACAUUCUCCACCAUUUUCGAAAUGUUAUACAAUGAGUAAACAGAAAGAAGAUGCCUUGUAUGAUAUUCUUAUGGAAUUAAUGAAUGUUGGUUUGAUUUCAAAAGCUAAAUCGCCGUAUGCGGCUCCUGCAUUAUUAACACCGAAGUCAGACGGCAGUUGGAGAUUUGUGAAGAAUGAAAGAAUUAUGAAGAAAUCAUACAUUUUUAUACUGUGUGUUAGACUGUUUUUAGAAUACAGAGUUAGUAAGUCGACGGACCAAGUUACACCUGAAGUGCGUCCCAAGAAUUUUAAUGGCGGUUUAUCGUAG
Molecule: messenger RNA, 1475 nt
Organism: Didymodactylos carnosus
Lineage: Eukaryota; Metazoa; Rotifera; Eurotatoria; Philodinida; Philodinidae
Source: the annotation of a GenBank genome assembly